UUACAGUAAAAAUUUUUGACAGUGUGGUGCGCAUGCGUAAUAAUUCCAAACAAAUGGUCUCAACGUUCUCGAGCUCAACGUACAAACUUAAGAAGUCUGAUAAAAUUGCUUGAUACUAGGAAAAUGCCACUAUAAAGUAAUAUAAAUGCAUAUAAUUAUGCAUUGGACUGAUUAUUUAUUAAAAUAGUUACGAUUACAAUAAAAAAAAAAUGAAUUCACCCAGAACGCCCCAGCAGUCAAGCCUGAGUGCUGAACUGAAGGAGGUGAUCAGCAACAGGAAUAUGUUGACAACAAGAACAAGAAUGAAAGUUCUCAAUGCUCUCGAUGAAAUCCACAAUCAGAGUAUCAACAAAAGACAGCACAGACUGAGGUCCCAAGCGAUCCAGGAAAUUCUCACAUCUGAAGUUAAUUAUCUACGAAAUUUGGAAAUUAUCAUGGAAUUCUUUAUGCGACCAAUAUGCGAGAAGCAAUUAUUAAGUCACCCUCAAUACACAACUCUUUUUGAAAAUAUCGAAACCCUCUACAAUGUGAAUGCGGAACUCCUGAAGGAGUUAAAACAGGAUCCCGAGAAUAUCGCAGCCGCAUUUUCCAAACUAGCUCCAUUUUUCAAGCUCUACUCUGUCUACGCCUAUAACUACAAACGAGCCUUAUGUCUGCUCCAGGAGAUUCAAAAUAAUGACCCCAAGACUGCAGAGUUCAUUGCCUGUCAAGAAACGAGGCCAGAAGUCAGCCAUAAACUCUCUUCCUUGCUAAUCGCCCCGAUUCAGAGAGUGCCUCGGUACAAAUUACUUUUAAAAGAAGUUCUGCGACAGACUCCUUCGAACGAAAAAAACUACUAUAUUUUACAAGAUUCGUUGGCACAGAUAGAAAAUGUCGCAGCCCACAUCAAUUCACUCGUGGAGGAGUACGAGGACACGCAGAAAUUAUUGGAAUUGCAAAAACGUAUCGUCAGUUCCGUGAAUUUGGUGAAGCCAGGGAGAAAAUUGAUCAGACAGGGACCACUGAUGAGAGUUUCCAGACGAGGGAAUUCUUCUUUCAGGAGACAUUUUGUACUUUUAAGCGACACUUUUCUAUAUUGCAAAGGAGACCCAGAACACUCACUCACCGUCUGUUGUCUUCUGCCUCUGAAGAAAUGCAAAGUGGAACGCGUUUUGAGCCAUGGACUUUUCAGGGUAGUUUGUUUGCAGGAGACUUUAUUGCUGUAUUCGGAGAAUGGAGACAGCGAAGAGUGGAUCAAGUCGCUACAGGAUUCGGUGAAGAAAUUUAUCGAGUGCAGGCAAACUUUGAGGAAGGAGAGUAGUUCUAGGAUUCCUCUGCGAGACGUGAAUCAAUUUCCCUCGGAAAAUAUUCUGCUGAGGAGAUACAAGAGAAAAAGAUCCGCUGAUCAAGAAGAGGCUGUGUCGAAUCCUACUAAAGUUAUUUACAUAUCGAGGGAUGCCGAGACGGACACCUCUUCCGUGGGGCCUUUCAAUUGCUUUCCCACCUGCAAAAAGAGGAUAACUUCCACGCCAGAUGACAUGACGAUGAAUGAGAAAAUAAAAUUGUGGAUGGAUGGUUUGAGGUCGCGACAAAUAGCUUCUUCCUCUGAGCAGACUUCGAAUACAAGAACGUGUUCUUCACUUGCAACUGUUGACGAUAAUCCUUCUUCGGGUUAUUCUAAUGAGGGUUUCAGUAGUUUUACGAUAGACGACGCAUUUCUUGAAUCUUCGAAUGCAACGAAUUUGGACGCGAGCGAAAUUGAAUUUGACGUUGAAUCUUGUAGGAAAAAGUUUGAGGUCUAUUCAGGAACUCCGGCGAGACAAAAUGAGCCACGGGUUUGGUCUUUUCAGAGAUUAAGUACCUUCAUUUCUACCCUAGGCUCCUCUUUGAGGGAUUUAUUCCAUCGAAACUAGAUUUUUUUAAUGUACAAUUAUAUCGACUUUUUAUAGCAUUUUUUGCGUUAUUGUAAAAUUAAGAUUC
This is a messenger RNA of Belonocnema kinseyi, 1959 nucleotides long. RefSeq names its product myosin-M heavy chain-like. The record is from RefSeq and is a predicted model, not a curated record. Gene Ontology annotation, biological process: intracellular signal transduction. Bases 210 to 1892 code for a protein of 560 amino acids. The transcript has 2 exons. NCBI's taxonomy places the organism in Eukaryota, Metazoa, Arthropoda, Insecta, Hymenoptera, Cynipidae. Gene Ontology annotation, cellular component: cytoplasm. Gene Ontology annotation, molecular function: guanyl-nucleotide exchange factor activity.